AUGGCAAGCACCGGCGACGAGGACAACGAUGCGGUGCUCAGUGACGUGGAGGGCGACGAUCCCGUGCCGAUCGUGAUCAAGACUCCGUCGUCGGACGAAAUUUCCCCCGAGCGGUUUCGCGAGCUGAUCGCCGAGCUGGAUCGCGAGCGGCAAGCUCGGGAGGCGGUGGAGAAUUCGAAGUCGGAUUUGCAGGCUCAGUUCAAUCGGCUGAAGGCUCUGGCGCACGAGGCUAUAAAGAAGCGGGACGAGUGGGGGAGGCAGAGGGACGAGGCGUUGCGUGAAAAGGAAGAAGCUUGUAAAACCAACGAGAAGGUCACGGCGGAGCUGGCGGAGUCGAAUAGGGCCAGAGAGGAGGCGUUGCAGCAGAGGGAGGAGAUUGGGAAACAGUUGGAGGAGGCGGUGAAGGAGAGGGACGGUUUGAGGGCUGAGAUUGGGAAUUCGACUCAUAUGCUCAUGUCUGGAAUGGACAAGAUAUCGGGGAAAGUUAGCAAUUUCAAGAAUUUUGGAGGCGGGGGAUUGCCAAGGUCGCGCAAGUACACGGGAUUGCCCGUGGUUGCCUAUGGAGUGAUUAAGCGGGCGAAUGAGAUCGUGGAAGAGCUUGUGAGGCAGAUUGAUACUACGGUGAAGUCUAGGAACGAAACGAGAGAGCAGAUGGAUCAGAGAAAUUAUGAAAUUGCAAUUGAAAUUUCUCAGCUGGAAGCCACGAUUGGCAGUUUGAGAGAAGAAGUAGCGAAGAAGACAUCUGCAGUUGAGAAUUUGGAGAAGAGCAUUGCAGAAAAGAGUGGGAAAGUGUCGGAUAUUGAGAGGGAGAUGGAGGAUAAGUUGAGUAAGGCUGAGAGUGAGGUUUCACAGUUGAAGCAGUUAGUUGGAGAGUAUGAUGAUAAGUUGACGGAUUUGGACUCGAAAACAGAAGCACAGAGGGGUUUACUUUUUGAUCAGUUGAAUUUGGUUUCGAAGAUUCAUGACCGGCUAUAUAAUAUUAUCAAAAUCGUUGAUGCCAAUAAUUUGGAUCAGUCAGAGUUUUCAGAGUCCCUGUUCGUCCCUCAAGAAACGGACAUGGAGGAGAACAUACGUGCAACUCUGGCUGGGAUGGAAUCCAUUUAUGAAUUAACCAGGGUUGUUGUUGAGAAGACAAGGGAUUUGUCUGAGGAAAAGAAUCGUGAGAUUAAGAGUUUGGAUGAAACAGUGAAUCGGUUAGUUAACGAGAAAGAACAAAUUGGAUCGUUACUGAGGAGCGCAUUGUCAAAGCGGAUCACAUCCAGUCCAUCUUCUAAGACAAAUGAAUUGUUUCAAGUUGCAGAAAAUGGUUUAAGAGAGGCAGGAAUAGAUUUCAAGUUUAGUAAGCAUGCUGGGAAUGGAAAUGUGGAUAUUGAGUCGGAGGAAGAUGAAAUAUACGAAUUAGCUGGGGCUUUGGAGAACAUUGUUAAGGCAGCUCAGCUUGAAAUCAUUGACCUGCAGCAUUCUGCGGAAGAAUUAAGGGCAGAGUUGAGUUUACUCAAACAGCAUGUGGAGGCUCAAGCUAAGGAGCUCGACCACAGAAUGCAUAGAAUUGGGGAACUUGAAGAGAAGGAGAGGGUAGCAAAUGAAAGCGUUGAAGGGCUAAUGAUGGACAUUGCUGCUGCUGAAGAAGAAAUUGCAAGAUGGAAAGCGGCAGCAGAGCAAGAAGCUGCUGCAGGCACAGGUGUAGAACAAGAAUUUGUGGCACAGUUGUCGACGCUUAAGCAGGAACUUGAAGAGGCAAAGCAGGCUAUUGCGGAAUCAGAGAAGAAACUCAAGUUCAAAGAAGAGACAGCUGAUGCUGCCAUGGCAGCUAGAGAUGCUGCUGAGAAAUCAUUGAAAUUGGCUGACUUGAGGGCAACCAGGCUCCGGGAUAGAUUAGAGGAGCUUACACGUCAGCUUGAAGAAAUUGAAAAUCGGGAAGACACGAGAAGGGGACUGGGUGGACCUAGAUAUGUAUGCUGGCCGUGGCAGUGGCUUGGGCUGGACUUUGUAGGUGUCAGUCGCACCGACACACAACAAGAGAGUAGUUCAAAUGAAAUGGAGCUCUCUGAACCUCUUCUAUGAUUCACACCUUUUUUUUUCUUUUCCCUUUUCUUUAUAGUUUUAUUUUGUGUAUUUAUUGUGAUAUUUCAAAAUUAGAACAGUAAAAAAAUGGCUUCUUUUAACUCUCUACCUCUUCAAUGCCCUCUUAUUUGCAGUGGACAUGUAAUUGCUUGUUUUCGCAAAGUAGCUACUUAAGACGCAAGGUAACCUUUCGUAUUCAUGCUUCUUUGGGGGGAGGUUUCUAUAAUUUUCUCACCGUGAUGUAGUUUUCAGUUGAAAAUUUUCUUUUCUUUUCUUUAUGUAUCCCUGCUAACUUACAUUAUUCAUACCAAGGCGACUCAAGUUCAAAUA
Molecule: messenger RNA, 2394 nt
Organism: Malus domestica (apple)
Lineage: Eukaryota; Viridiplantae; Streptophyta; Magnoliopsida; Rosales; Rosaceae
Source: RefSeq, a predicted model, not a curated record